Molecule: messenger RNA, 627 nt
Organism: Rhopilema esculentum
Lineage: Eukaryota; Metazoa; Cnidaria; Scyphozoa; Rhizostomeae; Rhizostomatidae
Product: prefoldin subunit 4
Biological process (GO): protein folding
Cellular component (GO): cytoplasm; prefoldin complex
Source: RefSeq, a predicted model, not a curated record
CUUUCCGCCAUUUUCUAAACAACGCUAGUGGAAAUAUCCAGUUUGUCUCGAGAUCACCUCAAACCUCCUUUUCACUAUUGAGAAAGACAUCAAAAUGGCGACCGUAGCUCCAGCUGCAGCGAAGUCAAAGAUUUCUGCUGAUUCAGAAGUUCAAAUCACAAAAGAGGACCAGGGAAAAAUAAAUACCUUUGCAAACACAAAUGCAAAAAUGAAUGAUGUGAAAUCUGAUAUUGAAAAGAAAAAGAAAGAGUUGAUGAAUCUUGAAGAUGCAGAAAAUGAUCUUCUGCUAUUGGAUGGAGAUGAAGAACUUGUUCCAUUUCGCAUUGGUGAAGUAUUCAUAAAAAUGUCAUCAGAUGAUGCCAAUCAACUGAUUGAAACACAUAAAACCAAAGUGCAAGAAGAGAUAAAUCAACUGGAAGCAGAAGUUGAUGGACUAAAGAAAAUUCUAGCAGAUCUUAAAGUUAAACUGUAUGGCAAAUUUGGAAAUAACAUUAAUUUAGAGGAAGAUGAAGAUUAAUACAUUAAAAUUACCUAGCUUGUGCAUUUGUUAGUUUAUUAAGCUAUGAUCCUGCAAAAUUAUGUUUCACCGUCUUAAGCCAGGUAGUGAACCAGAGUGAAUUGAGGAAA